AUGAUGUCCGAGUUGGAAGCAAGCGAUUUGUUAGUGGAGUUGGGCCAAUCCUUGAAAUCACGUGUUUCGGAAGAUGCGAAAGAAAUUGGAGAUGGAUUGGAUUACUAUGACACAAUGUCAGAAACAGAAUGGAAAAGUGCUAGACUAUCAUCCAGCCAUAGUGACGACAUUGGGAGUCUCAAUGACGCUCUACGGGUCCAACAAUUGGAAGAAGAGCAAGAACGGCUCAAUAACUCGCUAUUCUCUCUGAGCUCUCAUUUCGCUCAAGUGCAGUUCCGGAUAAAGCAGAUGAAUGAAGCAGACCCCCACGACCGAGAGAAACUACUCACGGAGCUCCAGGAGUUUGCGUUCAAAGGCUGCACGGAUAUGAAUGAACUGCAAAGGCUACGGAGUGAGAGUGAAAGUGGGAAUGAAGUGUUGGAAAAACAAAAUGAGCGGCAAAAAGAGUUAUUGAAACAGCUUCGUGAACAAGUGGAAGACUUGGAAAGGACAGCUUAUGAGAAUGGAGAAGGUGCACUGCCCAGCACGGAUAUUCUAAAAAAACAAAAAGCAGUUCUUGACAAACUCCAAGAAAAGAUUGAGUUGAACCUGGAUAUUGACAAAAUGAACCAAACAGAAAUACAACGUAAUGUGGAUGACGCAUUGAAACAACUUGUGAAUCCAUUCAAAGAGAAAGGGCAGCUAGUAGAUCAAUUGCAAACACAAAUCACAGAUUUGGAGAGAUUUGUCAAUUUUCUGCAAAAGGAGAACGCCGAAAAUUCUAACCAAACUACACCAGUUAGGAGUAUGGGCUCCACUCCACUUUCCGGUGCAAAAUCCAAAAACAACUCGUUUCUCAGUGGCAUCAUCGGUUGCUCAACAGGAAGAUUCCAAAAGAAUCAGCUGAAAAAUACACUAAAAGGGAACCAUUAUGGAGACGAGCGAGCACAUGUGCAGCUUGCAGUUGACGCCACUCAACAAGUCCUCGAAAAAUACACCCUGUUGUCAUUUGACUCCGCUGCUAAAGGCCAAUUAGAAGAAGUCCAAGUUGAAAAUGACGAGGUCUUUGAGAGAUCCGAAGAGGAAGUGGUAACUGUUGUCCGAAAGCAGCUGUGUCCCGCAUUGAAGGCUUUGUUAGAGCACGGAAUGCUUUCAGAGACCGUUGUGCACAAAAGGAUACCAGGAUUGGGGUGUUUUGUAGCCAAAACAACGAACGAUGAAAAAUCAACUUGUUUGAGUCAUAUUUGGGAUGUGAUCAUCUAUUUUUAUGGGAUGAAAACUGGUAGGGACACUACGGAUGCCCCUGUUAGGAAACUUAGUCAAUCGUUCAAACUGGAUCAUGUGGGUGGGAGAAGUAUUACGUCUAAGCAGAUUCUUCUGACUACAAUUGAGAAUAUAAUCUCGACUCAUGCAAGGUUAAAACGAUCAAAAGAUGCUCAUUGGAAGGCUUUUGUGUCAGCAGCAAUGAAUGAGAAAAAACUGCCGGCAUGGCUGAGGAUAAUCUUCCGAACACGACAAGUUGUGGAAAUGUGCUACAACUCUUGGAGUUAUGUUGCUAGAACUGGUUGUGAAGAACUCUAUACACUUCUCGAAGACUUACACAAAUACAGUAUCCACCUGCCGGUAGACUUGGCAUUACGACCAUUCGAACAAAUCAAAGAUGCAUUCUAG
Molecule: messenger RNA, 1650 nt
Organism: Caenorhabditis remanei
Lineage: Eukaryota; Metazoa; Nematoda; Chromadorea; Rhabditida; Rhabditidae
Exons: 11
Coding region: 1-1650 (549 amino acids)
Source: RefSeq, a predicted model, not a curated record